AUGCCAGUCACGUACGAUGACCUAUUGAACGUCUUGAACGUGGUAGAUGGUUCUGAGCGUAGCGAGACCCAGCAAAGUGCAGAAAGGCAGUUGAAGGUGUGGGAAACUGAGCCCGGCUACCACUAUCUUCUACAGGAUGUAUAUCUCAAAGUUGAGCUUCCAUUAAGAGUGCGGUGGAUGGCCAUUAUCUGCUUCAAAAAUGGCAUUGAGAAGUACUGGCGGGCAUCUCGAACGAAUGCAAUCAGCAAGGAGGAAAAGGCCCAGAUCAAAAGCAGAUUGUUCUAUCUCAUCGAUGAGAAGAACUCUCAGUUGACCAUUCAGAAUGCUCAUGCCAUUGCCCGAAUCGUGAGGUUUGACUUUCCCAGCGAGUGGCCCACGUUGUUUGACGAUACCAGUAAAUCAUUAGAGGAGUACGUUUUCAUAUCGGGAAAUCUUGUUGCAGCAAAUAAUCUCUUGAUCAUUCUCAACCAGAUGAUCAAGUCAGUGUCUAUGGUCAGGAUCGGCAGGGCCCGCCAUGCUCUCCAAAGUAAGGCUCCAAUAAUUGUGCCUGUAUUAGUGAAGCUGUACUGUAAGUUUUUUCAGAUGUGGACGUCUUCGCUUGACUUAACCAUCAUGGAGGUGUGCUACUUGUGUCUCAAAAAUCUCCGCAGAAUCAUCCCCGAAGGAUUUGAACAACCGCACAAAAACCAGACCAUCAACGACUUUUUGAAAGUUUCAAUCUCCCAUCUUCAAGGAUUAGUCACUGAGCAUGAGAAAUAUCCGUCAGAUUUGCUCGAAAGAUACGUGAAGAGUUAUAGCAAGUUGUAUGUUAACUUGAUCAACCACAAUCCUACUAGUUUCAUUUUGGUACCUUCAUCUCAGGAGAUAGUGUCGUCAUUCAUGGCAUUGCUUGAGACCAAGGCCGAGGCUAUUCAUAAUAGCACUGAAGAGAACGACUUUUGGGAAGUGUUGGCGCUUAAAGGCUUCUUGAUCUUGAAGAAGAUGAUCGCCUAUGUCUACAAGCAAGGAGCUGUGACUCUCAAGCAGAGAAAUGACAAAGAAGAGGUGAAUAACGCUAUUGCCAAGUUGAAGACAGAGUUUUUCACUCCACAAGUUAUUCUCAACUUGUGUGAUUUGAUAAUCACCUGGUAUUUACGAUUGAAACCAGCCGAUUUGGAAAGCUGGCUUCUAGAGCCAGAAGAGUGGACCAACGAAGAGCUCAGCUCAAGCUGGGAAUACCAAGUGAGACCUUGUGCAGAGAACUUUUAUCAAGACCUUAUACGAUAUUUUAAGGACGAUCUUUCCGAAUUCAUCUUGAAGAAAAUCUCAUCUGGAUUGUCGAGCAAUGACUCGGUGACCAAUAUCUUGAUAAAGGAUUCGAUCUUCUGCACUUUCCAACUUUCGGCAGAUUCAAUUGCCGAUAAAGUCAAUUUCGAUCAACUUUUGCAGCAAGUUUUCAUCCCAGAAGGAUUACGCAACGAUAUGAUCGAGAACAAGAUUAUCAAGCGGAGAAUGUGUCUCAUUAUCAGUUCAUGGGUUACUGUGAAUUGCAGCAGAGAGAGUCGUGUUGAUAUUUACAAGCUUCUCAUUAACUUCAUGCAACCUGAUAACAAGAUCAAUGACAAGGUGGUGAAACUCACAGCUGUUCAGACAUUGAGAACUGUCAUCAACGAUUGGGACUUCAACAAGCAAGACUUCCAGCCCUUCCUUAAGGAAUUUGUUGUCCUUUGCAUUGGCAUGUUGAAAGAGAUGGGAUACACUGAGUCAAAGUUGUACAUUUUGGAUUCCUUGAGUGCCCUAGUCGAAAGAUGUAAUCCCUUAAUCGAUCAAGAGAGCUUGAUCAGCAUUUUGCAGGUGGUGCCUCCAUUCUGGGAGAAGGCAACAGUUGAUGGAAGCGAAGAAUCCAUCCUCAAAGCAUCAUUGUUGCGUGUUUUGAAAAACUUGGUGAUUGCCUUGAAUCAAAACUCCCCCGAAACACAUUUCAUAACCAUUCCACUUAUAAAAAGCUGCUGUACUCAGUCAAGCGAGUACUAUUACUUGCUUGCUGAAGAUGGCUACGAGUUGUGGCUCUCUGUUCUCCAGUACUAUCCUUUUGAGAUGGAGCCUAAUUCAGACAUCAUUGAUUUUUUCGGUCUUGUCCAGCCCGCACUUUUAGACUCCACUGAGAUAUUACCCACCAUUUUGGCCAUCGCUAGAAGUUACGCCUUGCUCAUUCCAAAAGUGUUCGAGACAGACUACGGUGUGGAGAACUUCAGAGUGCUCUCCGGGUACUUGAGCAACAUGCGCGAUGAUGCCUUCGAGGUGUUUAUCUCACUAAUGGACAUUUUGUUCCUUCAGGAGUCUAACAGCGAACAAUUCAUCAAUGGAUUGAUCGGAAGUGGGUUGCUCAAUGCCAUGGUCAACUACGUUCUCGACGAUAACCAGAGCAUUGUGCUUGCAAAUAAAAUCUUGCUAGUUCUCUCUAGAGUGGCAUUCAAGUCAAGCGAAGUUUUUCUUCAGAUUUUUGACCAUUUGUCGAUCGAUACUUCCAGAUUGCUUGAAGUCUGGAUGCUUUACUAUAAGAACAACGGAAACCCCCGCAACAAAAAGGUGAAUUUGUUAGCGCUCCUUGCAUUGGCAUUUUAUGGACUGGCCCGCAACUUGCAUGGAUUGCCCGAGAUGUUGUCUGAAGUCCUCAGACGCUCAUUCAUCUUUUUGGAGGAGGUCAAUGAAGAUAACGGUGGUUAUUGCCAGGCAUACAGUGGAGACUACAUCUAUUCUGACAUCGACAACUAUUCCUACUUGGAUCCAGAUAUUGCACCUCAUGGAGAGAAGUUGAGGUACCAAAAACUCGUUGAGGCACAAGAUCCCGUGAACAGAGUCAACUUGAAGGACUUCAUCCGGGCCGAGAUCGUUACCUUGAGACAAGAAUUAGGUGAGACUAACUUUGAGAGGCUCAUGUCUAUGAACGACCAGUACACCAACGAGAAGUUGCAGAGUCUAAUGUAA
Messenger RNA from Sungouiella intermedia, 2967 nucleotides. NCBI's taxonomy places the organism in Eukaryota, Fungi, Ascomycota, Pichiomycetes, Serinales, Metschnikowiaceae. The record is from the annotation of a GenBank genome assembly.